UUGACAUUUAUAAAAUGCGAUGGCGAAUGUUUGUAGACUUGUAAGAAAAAUAUUCUAUAUUAUUCUUCCAAAUACAAAUUAAACAAAAUAAAAUUGUUAUUCAUGGGUCUACUAAUAAGAAGCGCAACAUUCGGUCGCAUUGCCUAUUGUGAUAUAUUUAUUCGAACAAUAUCCACUCGUAACGCACAACUAACCAAAUUAGCUGAAGUCGGCAGACUUGAGAAUCCUAAACUCGAUGGCAAAUACCUAACUGGCCAAUUAUUUUUGCAUCGAAUUUUUGGUUAUCGCGGAGUUGUGCUCUUUCCAUGGCUUGCCAGAGUAUAUGAUCGGGAUUUGCAUGCACCAGGCAAGCAGCAGGUGCAAGCAGAUGAAAGUAAUUUCAAUAAACAAGAACAGACAAAUAAUAAUAAUGAAAAGACGGGUGCCACAUCGGCGGCGACGGAAAAUAAUGAAAAUGCUUCAAAAGAAGUCAAGGGCAAAGUUAAUACAUUCUAUCAAGUUCUAAUUGAUUCGAGAGAUUGUCCAUUUAUUAGAGCUCAAACUGAAGCUGUGACGUUCCUUGGUAAUCAAGAUUCAAAUCGAAGUCUCUAUGCAAUUCCAGGCUUAGAUUAUGUUUCGCAUGAUGAUAUAAUGCCGUAUUCGUCAACAGAAAAAAAUCCUCUACAUCAUGAGUUGUUUGAUAAGUUCUUAGCCAGAGUUGAGGGAAAUGAUCCUGCCUUUGAGGCUAGAGACACACUUAAAGCCUGGCAAGAAAAGAACUAUCCUUGGUUGGAAUUGUCUGAUGUUCACAAGGAAACAACGGAGAACAUUAGAGUGACGGUCAUUCCGUUUUAUAUGGGAUGCCGCGAGACACCAGCUUCAUCGGUUUACUGGUGGCGCUACUGUAUUCGAUUGGAAAAUUUAGGCGAAUUAAGCGUUCAACUUCGUGAAAGACACUGGAGAAUCUUUUCUCUCUCGGGUACCCUAGAAACGGUCAGGGGACGAGGCGUUGUCGGACAAGAGCCUAUACUUAGUCGAAAAUUGCCGGCCUUUCAGUAUAGCAGUCACGUAAGCUUGCAAGCUCCAAGUGGACAUAUGUGGGGAACUUUCCGUCUGGAACGUGAAGAUGGUCAUUCUUUCGAUUGUAAAAUUCCACCAUUUUCUUUAGAAAGCAAACCCGAAGAAAAUCCAACACCUUCUUCAAAAUCAACAAAACCUGAUAACCCGGAGAGUUCACUUUAAACGCAAAUACUACCAAUAGGAAAUGCAGAUGUGAAUUAAUAAAUUAAAUUAUUUUAAACCCAGUCCAUGUCGACGUUUUUUUCAAAGACGUGCGUCGUCGUUUGCUUUCUAUUUUGUUGGUUGAAAAUUC
Messenger RNA from Episyrphus balteatus (marmalade hoverfly), 1351 nucleotides. RefSeq names its product polymerase delta-interacting protein 2 (gene POLDIP2). The coding region runs from base 103 to 1221 and encodes 372 amino acids. The record is from RefSeq and is a predicted model, not a curated record. Gene Ontology annotation, cellular component: mitochondrial nucleoid; nucleus. The transcript has 5 exons. Gene Ontology annotation, molecular function: DNA binding. Lineage: Eukaryota; Metazoa; Arthropoda; Insecta; Diptera; Syrphidae. Gene Ontology annotation, biological process: error-free translesion synthesis.